CGAUUUAAUAAUCUCGUCUGAACUGACCUUAUGGUAACGCUGAACGCAGGCAAAGGUAAGUUGUCAAUGUCAAUUGUCAGACAUUUUGCGUCUGGCAACAAAUGUUAUUUUAUCUCAUAAUUUUAUUUAUUUCAAUAGCAAUAGACUUAAUUUAUUGUCUUGUCUCCAUCUCCACUUGUAUUUUGUGUACGAUAAUUUAAUUUUGUUUUCUAUUUUACAUCUUUACUGUUUAUCGCGAAAUUGUGAUACCGUGACACGUAUAGGCUCGGCAUUGAGGUAAACUAAAAAUGUUGACUAUGAAUUGAAAUUUCUGUUCGAAGUAUCCUCUCAUAUUGCAUGCUGCGUUACCUUGACUACUAAGGAUGGAUCCCAAGCAAGAUACAUUCAAUGAGUCAGUGUCUUCAAUAUUAGAGCGGAAAGUUAGGGGGUGGUUAAGUGGAGUAAUUGAUGAUAUGCGCCGCAGCAGCCCUGUGCAGCAGUGGCUGGACUCCCUCCCAGCCGAUGGUGUCGACAAUGACACUGAAAAACCAGAUGAAGAGACCCUUAAAGAAGUCAAAUCAGAUGAUACCAAAGCAGAAUCUGUGACUGAUAACACAGUUGUUGAGGCCACUGAUGAAGUACAAGAAGAACGAAACUUAGAUGUACCUAGUCCUAAAGAUUGGAAAAGAAAAUCACUAGAAAGUGGGGUGCUUACAAGUGCACCUCCAGGUAAUGUUAGGAAACGGUUACAGAGAGAUCAUUCUGUUCAGUCUGAGGGUUAUUCUCCUAAACUUAAAAAUCCACUUCUAAGAGAUUAUUCCCUUCAGUCUGAUGCAAGUGGAUCUAGUGGCAGUUCGGUUCUGAAUGUGCUAGGAGCAAGAAAAGUGGAUGCCGAGUCAGUACUACUGGCUCUGGGUUUUGGACCUAGUGAGAAACAACAGAAACUACAAAGGAUACCUGAUAGAUUUUUAGUUCCAUCUAAACUGAAAGGCAUAAGUACAGAUAAGUUUAUCAAAGAUGAGCAACAUUCCAUGCGUAUGCAUGACUGUGGAGUGUUUGGGUACCGAGGAUUGACUGGGAAUCCCCAUGUACCACCGUCGACAAUUGUAGCUAAGAUAAUGGAGUGCAUCUUACAGGACGACGUGUGCCGCGAGGAGGCCAUGCUAAAAGCGCGGCAUUCUAUUGCGGACAUGCGCAGUCCGCUCGCCGCGCAUGUCGUGGCCGCGCGGCACUCACGCGCACACCAAUAGACGUAGGUUACUUUAACCCAAUACAGGGUAACUUUGGCCCAUUUGAAAACAUAAUAUAAAUGUGGACGGUCAGCUAAAACCAACCAGACGACAAUGUGUCAUACUUUCAAUACUAUAUAUGCAAUACUAAAACCUAUACCAAGUUAAUCCCGAUGGCCAAAGUUGCCCUCCAGAGACAAAGUAACUCGACCUUCUACUUAUAUGUGUUUCAAUGGGGCUCAAAACCGUCAAUUACUCGAUACAUAGGGCGCCCCUGAUUAGGUUCUAGGGUGAGGGUGCCGAAUUAUUGAGCCAUUGUCUCCAGCGGUUAUAGGAACAGGGCAUAUCAAGGCGGAUUGUGCGUUUGAGACGGCUUCAAAAUGUUAUAGACCGCCGGCGUACAAACUUUUUUUUUUUUUUUAUUAAAAACUGAUCGGCGAUUGGCUCUAGUCACACCUGAUGGAAAGUGAAGACAGGGCCUAAGAUGGAGCUCACCGGUUCAGUAGUAGCCUAUUCACUUUUGCUUUAAAGAGACCGAGCUCAUAUUUAUCAGGGAACUAAUUAUUUAUUCGUUAAACGUAAUGCCUAGCUAGGGGUGCCCUCUGCUAUGUGAUUUGAUUUUAACCUCAUUGACCUCUAUUCUCAAAAAACAAACUGAAAUCAACACUUUCAUCGAUCCUAAAGUUAGAAACUCAUAACAUAUUCAGUUUUUGUGUAGGUUUAGCGCCAAUUUGUUUUAUUUUUCUUGUAUUGUAUGAAUCGCGCAAUAUGGUUGUUUUUCGUAUGAUUUCCUAAAUAGUUCUUUGGGAUCCAGCUAGUGAAUGUCUGAAAACGAAUCACACUUGAACGAUCAGUUAAAAGUAAUUUCAACAGUUCCUAUAAAUCCCCAACAAAUUUUCAUAACUUAUCUAAUUUCAUGUAAUCGGCUCAGGGCCCAGUGUAAUGGGCUCUUACCUUAUCUCCUUUUUUUGUUUGAUGACCGUACUGUCUUUCGCAUUUCGUUAGGUAGUUGAAACAUGAACAUGAUGUGUAACAUGUUUUGCAGCUUUUGCUGUUUUUGUGAAAUGACGUUUAAUUUAAUUACAGUGACUUAUGUACUUUAUACUUAUUAAAUUUCAUCGUUUCAGGGGAAUUUGACUACAAACAUAAUAUUUAUUUAAAAAUUAAACUUAACAGACUGAUUCUUCAGUGUACCUAGUACUUAGAAUAAUAAAAUGUGAACUUAAAAAGAAACUUUAGCUACUGUAACUGUUUACUUAAAAUAUAUUUCGCAUAAUACUUGCCUCGGUAAUAAUAAUGUAAAUAAUUUUGGAAAAAACCUUAUUGUUAUUUUAGUGUUGUUAGGAAGUUCUGAAUAUUACAGUGACUCUUAUUGAUUCAUGCUACUUAAUCUCAAAAAUAGUUGGCACUUUUAAAUAGAACUUUGGUUUUUCACGUUCUGAUAGUUUAGUUAUAAGAAAUAAUAUUAAUUUAUUCUAUCACUAUGCAAUGAAAUCAUUAUGACAAAAUAACAAUGUGUUAUGUUUAUUAAUCAUGUUAAUAUGAGAUUUAAAACUUAUGUUAAAAUAUAGUAAAAUAUUAACAGUCAUCACACAAAACCUAAUUUAUUUGUUGUCUUACAUGAUUUCACCGUAAUGAUGUUCCUUCAAUAUUUAACAUUGGUAAGUGAUUUCUGAGUGUUCUUGUGUUCGAUUUCUAUAUUAGUCAGAAGUUAGCUUUAGGUUUUAGGUAUAAUAAAAUAUAGGUAUAGAGAAUUGCGUAGAAUUCAGUGACCAAUAUUGUAACAUUUACGUUUCCUUGUCACAUCCGGUCCGAAUUUGCAGACGCUGGUUGUUUGGUCGGACCUGUUGCGGUGGCUAAGCCCUUGCAAGUGGAUUUUAUAACUAUCAUAUCGCAUUUUAUGAAGUAUACGUGUAUUUUCGUCAUGUAUAUCUUUUGGCUGUGUAUAAAUAAACUUGUAUUCUGAUUUUCAUUAGUAAAAUAGUACGUUUAUGUGCAAUAUGAUUGUGAUUUAAAAAUUGUUGGCUCAAGAGUAUAAUUCUGCUGCCUGAAAUAUUACCGUUAGAAUGAACUGUUUAUCGUCAUUAAUUUACAUUCUGUAAAUUGAAGUGUCUUAAUAAACUGUUUACUGGCGAGGCCGACUAAAUAGUGUAAUAAUGUCGUAGAGGUCAGUAUAUUUAUAGUACAUUAUUGAUUUCAGAACAAUUAGGUGAUUAUAAAUAAGAUUAGUUCCUUCAAAAAGUUUAACAAAGAGGAUCAUUCUUACUAGAAAUAUUAGUACUUAGGUAGUCUAAAUAUAAAUCUAUUGUGUGUAAUCUUUAUUAGAGUUCUAUUGAAUUUUAAUAUGUGAAUUUAUUUACCCAAUUUCGAAACUUCUUCAAUGUACCUAUUUAUUGAUGUACUAUUUUCUGAUACUACUAUAUUCUGCCACUUAGUAUUAAGGAAUGUAGGCAUGUAUUUGUAUGAAGGAAGGUCUCUUUUCAUAUUUUUUGUGCCUUAUUUAAACAAAAAUAAUAUAUAACACAAAUAUGUCACAGUUUUGGUAACUUAAGUAUGAGUUGUUAAUGUUUAAGGUCAGUGUACAUCUGAUGCUUGGAUGAUACACGCCAGGCACGUGGUGCACGUCUACUCCUAUCUACGCAUCCGGUGCACACCGUUCUUUGUGACUUGUACCUACGCAGUUGAUCAUGAUAAAUCGGUAAAGUAGCAUUAUUAUCAUUGUAUACCUUUGACUUAGUUAUAUCAGUGACCUGAGUGAUGUGUUUAUUAUUGCUCAUAUAAGUAGUUUAGAUAAAUUAUGACUAAUGGUAAAAGGAGUAUCAUUGUGGGAUCAAAAAGCGUGGCAAAUAAAAUGGCUCAUGUCUUGA
Messenger RNA from Cydia pomonella (codling moth), 4075 nucleotides. RefSeq lists its product as uncharacterized. The record is from RefSeq and is a predicted model, not a curated record. NCBI's taxonomy places the organism in Eukaryota, Metazoa, Arthropoda, Insecta, Lepidoptera, Tortricidae. The transcript is spliced from 6 exons. The coding region runs from base 363 to 1229 and encodes 288 amino acids. Gene Ontology annotation, molecular function: signaling receptor binding.